CGUCUCUGUGCACGCUAGCGUUAUUUUGACCCGAGACCGAGUCCACCAUAGCACAGCUGAUAGCGCGUCGCGUACGUCGCAGUAUUCGCAGUAGGUGAUAGCACGUUACAACGUCACGAACAUGAAUUUGACGCCCAGGAGAUCGUACAAGGAAAAACGCUCGUUCGAGCAGCGAUCUAUUAGUGCGGAGGAAAUCAGAAAGCUGCAUCCGACUAAAAUCCCCAUUAUUGUGGAGCGUUACAAAUUAGAAAAUCAGCUGCCACUUUUGGACAAGAGUAAAUUUCUAGUGCCAGAUUUUCUAACUGUGGCGGAAUUUUGCAAAAUAAUCAGACGUCGGCUGCAACUGAAUCCAACGCAAGCUAUUUUCCUACUAGUGAAUCAAAAAAGUAUGGUAAGUGGUAGUCUGACUAUGGCUGAGCUCUAUCAAAAUGAAAAGGAUCCAGACGGUUUUCUGUAUGUUGUAUUCGCUAGUCAGGACGUAUUUGGUAAUCAUUAACUGGUGCAAGCUAAUUUUAAACCAUUUGCAGACAAAAACGAAAUACCUCCUCGGCACUUAAUAAUACUUUGAUAGAUGUUUACGUGGAUUUUUGUGGGGAUUCUAGAUCUGCUAGCAACUCUGUCUGCCUUCAUUGGAAAUGUGCAGAAUCUUUGUGAUCAACUUACCGUACCUGGAAUAAUUAACAGAACAAUCAUAUAAUUCGUUUUUUGGAUAUGUGUAUAAAAUCAUUACGGUGCUUUCUACCCCUUUGACAUACGGACAAAUUACAUUUUAUAUAAGUUAGUAUAGUGUCUACUUAGUUUACUACUAGUAAUGAUGAAUUUUACUACUAAUUUUAGCGGCGGUAAGUUAUAUAAAAUGAUAAUAAGGUAAUAUAUAUAUAUAUCUAA
Mycetomoellerius zeteki is the source of this 888-nucleotide messenger RNA. Its product is annotated as microtubule-associated proteins 1A/1B light chain 3A. The record is from RefSeq and is a predicted model, not a curated record. The coding region runs from base 122 to 496 and encodes 124 amino acids. Lineage: Eukaryota; Metazoa; Arthropoda; Insecta; Hymenoptera; Formicidae. The transcript is spliced from 4 exons.